Molecule: messenger RNA, 927 nt
Organism: Diplodia corticola
Lineage: Eukaryota; Fungi; Ascomycota; Dothideomycetes; Botryosphaeriales; Botryosphaeriaceae
Product: cell surface protein
Exons: 3
Coding region: 1-927 (308 amino acids)
Source: RefSeq, a predicted model, not a curated record
AUGCACUACUCGGCAAUUGUCCUCCUCGCUGCCCUGGCGGCCCAGACCACCGCUCACGGUGUCGUCACUGAGAUCCAGGGCGCAAACGGUGUGAACAUGCCCGGUCUUUCCGUCAUCGACGGCACUCCUCGCGACUCUCCGAGCCCCGCAUCAGGCGCCGAAGACGACACCUCCAUCAUCCGCGACCGCGAGCUCGGCGGCGAACGAGCCAGCGCCCUCGGCCGCACCAAGGGCGCCGGCCCCGUCGAUGCCGCCGCCGCCAUCGCCACCUUCAUGGGCAACGGCAACGGCAACAACGCCGCCGCCGCCGCCGCCGCUCGAUCCACCUCCAGCAAGUCGUCGUCGAAGCCGCGCCGCCGCCGCCACCGCCGCGGUCUCCUCUCCAACCUCCUCGGCGGCGGCAACAGCAACUCCAACUCCAACGGCAACGCCGCCACCACUUCAGACGGCACCAAAACCCUCGACGGCGCCUCCGAGCAAGGCGUCUCCAAAGCGGCGGGCGCGGGCGCCAACUCCGGGCUGCCGACGUGCGCCGACGACGGCACCAUCGCCGUGACGUACCACCAAGUGAACCAGGACGGCGCGGGCCCGCUGGCGGCCGACGUCGACGCCACGUCGGGCGGCACCGACCCGGCGGCCUUCGAGCCGGCGCAGGUCACGCAGGACGUGCCGGGCUUCGCGCUGGGGCUGUCGGGCACCACCACCACCGACUUCCCCGUCAAGGUGCAGAUGCCGCAGGGGAUGACGUGCGCGGGCGAGGUCGCGGGCGUGAAGAACGUGUGUGUGGCGAGGAUUAGGAAUGAUACACCUGCUGGCCCUUUUGGCGGUUCCGUCGCCUUCACGCAGAGCGCGGCUGCGAAGAAGCGCGCUGUCGAGUAUAACCUCCGCAAGCGCCACUUCGCCCGCGGCAUUCUGGGAAAGCUGUGA